AUGGAACAGGCCAUGGCGCGAUGCCGCAGAUUUUUGAAAUUUGCUUGUGACUUCCCUGGGUACCGCUCCCGCUAUAAGAGUGUUGUGCACAAGAAAGUGCAGAAGCAUGGCAGGAAGAUCCUCUCCCGGAGUGUCCUGCAUAGAACUGGCUACUAUGGCCUCAGAGGCCAUGGGAUCUUCUCAGAGCAUGUCGUGUCUCACUUUAAAGAUGCCAUCGACUCACUGGCCGGCAUUGAUAGCGUGGUUUCGAAGUAUGGUACCGUUGUGUAUGCCCAGGUCUUGGUUCCUGAACCGCUGGAGAUGUUGGUCCGGGAGGACAUGAGAGUCGAUGCCAAAGGGACCCGCCGGAUUCUGAAGGAGAGCAACAAGAUGGGGAAUUUGCUUAAUCUUGAGUGAAUCAGGCGAAGUGCUUCCAGCUUCAAUUUUGAGAUGCACAACUUCGUACUAGGCAUAGAUUUAUGUGUGGAACGGUGAUGACCACUCUUUCCAACAAAAGUUAACUGAUUAAACCCGCUAUCCCUGGUUAGAAUGGGAAUCCACGGCCACUUUUCAUGGUUGAUUAGAGCCCUGGAGAAAUUGUAAGAGCGGAUCUUCAAUGUACAAUUAUAAAGAAUGAAAUCUAUAUGAUUUAGCCAUCAAAGAGUCUUUAUCAAGUCACUAAAGAUUUGCUAGCCUGUUAAUAUUAUGAAUAAGGGCC
This is a messenger RNA of Blastomyces dermatitidis ER-3, 697 nucleotides long. RefSeq lists its product as uncharacterized. The transcript is spliced from 3 exons. The coding region runs from base 1 to 396 and encodes 131 amino acids. NCBI's taxonomy places the organism in Eukaryota, Fungi, Ascomycota, Eurotiomycetes, Onygenales, Ajellomycetaceae. The record is from RefSeq and is a predicted model, not a curated record.